UUUUUUUUUUUUAAAAAAAAAAAAAAUUGGUGACCUUUAUGAAGAAAUUUACAAAGAUCAAGAAACCAAACUCUGAAAAAGAGGGAACCAAUAUUCAAGUAGUCUUACGAUGUCGCGGAAGAAAUAUUCAAGAAAUAGAAGCAAACUCACCUGUGAUAGUGGAACCUGUAUCUAGUAGUCGUCAACGGGAUGUUUUGAUCAAAACGACUAACAAAGUUUAUUCUUUUGACCAUGUAUUUGGCCCUGAAUCCAAUCAAGAAGAAAUAUACUAUGAAGUGGCACAACCUAUAUUAGAUCAAGUCUUGUUGGGAUAUAAUUGUACUAUUUUCGCUUAUGGCCAAACUGGUUCUGGGAAAACAUAUACCAUGGAAGGAGAUUUAUCAGAUCGAACUAUUGGAAGCAAUUCAAAGGCUGGCAUUAUACCACGAGUAAUAUAUAAAUUAUUCGAAUCUUUGGACUAUCAAGGUGCGGAAUAUUCUGUUAAAGUUUCACUUAUAGAACUUUAUAACGAAGAAUUACGUGAUUUACUCAGUGUUGGUGGUAACAAUGGACCUUUGCGUAUUUAUGAAGAUCAUCAAGGUUCUGGUGUCAUUGUACAAAAUAUUGAAGAAACUCUUAUCUCUAAUGCUGAAGAUGGUCUCCGUGUACUACAGGAAGGAACUCGAAAUAGAAGUAGUGCUGCAACAAAAUGCAAUGAAAAGUCAAGUCGAUCUCAUUGUAUCUUUACUUUGACUGUACAUAUUAAGGAAUUAGUUACUGGAGGUGAAGAAGUAUUGAAAGUGGGUAAACUGAACUUGGUGGAUUUAGCAGGCUCUGAAAAUAUUAGUCGUUCAGGUGCUGAAAAUACUAGGGCGCGUGAAGCUGGUAUGAUCAAUCAAAGUUUACUUACUCUUGGACGUGUUAUCAAUCAACUUGUGGAUCACUCACCUCAUGUACCUUACAGGGAAAGCAAGUUGACUAGGUUAUUGAAAGAUUCGUUGGGUGGACGGACAAAGACAUGCAUUGUUGCUACAGUAUCUAUAGCGAAACUCAGUCAAGAAGAAAUCGUUAGUACUCUGGACUAUGCUAGCCGCGCCAAAAACAUCCGGAAUACUCCUGAAGCUAAUCAACGUCUAAACCCGAAGAUACUGCUAAGAGAAUACGAAUCAACCAUCGAAAGACUAAAGGCAGACUUGACAGCUAGCCGAACUCAAAAAGGUGUUUACCUGUCCCAAGAAACCUAUAACAUGAUCAUGGAUGAAAAACAAAGCAAGACCGAUCGUGUAGAUGAACUCAGUAGGGAUAUCGAUACUCUCCGUACUUCUUUGGAAGAACGUGCAGCUGAAUUAGCCGAGAUGACAAAAUUGAUGGAAACAAAAGAAUUGAAACUGGCCUCUACAAAGAUGAAAUUGUACGAUCUAGAUUCUAAAUUGAAACAUCAGCUUCAAGAAUUUCAGCAACAAAUGACAUUGUAUACUAUUGAUGUGGAAUCGACGAUUGAACAACACUUUGAAUCUGUGGAUAAAAGUACUGAUACAAUGAAUUCGCUGGCGACACAAGGUAUCAACAAUCAAAAAGAACUAACUUCUAAGAUCGACAAGAUUCGCCAACAAUUUUAUGAUGAAAUCAAAGCUCAAAAUAAAAAAGCAAAGGACCAGAUGCAUCAUUAUUUCAAAUCUAUGGAUAAAGAAAUUCAUGAUUUUGGAAAUCGACUUGGACAACUUGGUCAAUUUUUUACUCAAGAUAUUCGUAGACAUAUUUCAGAAGAAGAAGCUUAUCUUACAUCACAACAACAAUGGGUAGAAACUCUUGGUAACGACACAUUAUCAAAGGUGACGAAAGAAUUAGCAACAUUGAAUGAACAACAUGAAUUACUUCAGGCUUUUGUUGAACAAGAACAUGGACGACGUAAAGAAGAAGAUACAAAGAUGACUGAAAUGGUAUCUCAAUAUCUUGCUCAAAUGAUGGACAAAUAUUCUCAUGAACGAUCCUGCAGAUUAAACAAUAUUAUGGGCGAUGUUCGCGAACAAUUGAAUCAAAGUGGAGAUCAGCUUAGAUCCUUCCAACAUCAGAUCAAAUCAGUUUUAUCUUCAAAUUUAGAUAAGAAUGCUUUACGGAUACAACAAGUGCAAAAUUUUAGUGGUAAGACUCUGUUACAACAAGACCUAUUGGGCAAGAUUCAAAAGUCUAUAUCUCAUCAUGGCGAGACAUCUUCGAUCAACCAUCAAUAUUUACAGAAACAUGUAAAUGAAAAUGGAUCAGUGGUGGACAAAACAUGUCAAUCUUUAGCGACAGAAAUAUCUAACAGUUCUCAAAAGCUCGAAAGUAUGAUAUCAACAAUAACAUCAUCGACAAUAGAUAUCAAGUUUGAACCAUCAUCCACAACAACAAUAGAACCAAUAGUGACAACAAAUACAUUGGAAAAUCAAAAAGAAGAUAAAGUAGAAGAUGAUGUACCUCGAAUACUAUUACAAGAUAUUAGCAAUAGACAAGGUAAAAUAUAUAUAUAUUUAUGAAUAUUAUUUAUUUAUUUUUUAUAUUUUUAUUAUAGUGAAAAGAAAAUUAGAAUAUGAUAUGACAGAUUUAGUGAAGAAAAAUCGAGUACCUAUUUCCAAGAAACGCUUUUUAUCACAAUAAAAUAUCUCCCCCUUACUCCUUUUACUGUUGAAUUA
Messenger RNA from Halteromyces radiatus, 2651 nucleotides. RefSeq names its product P-loop containing nucleoside triphosphate hydrolase protein. The record is from RefSeq and is a predicted model, not a curated record. Gene Ontology annotation, molecular function: microtubule binding; plus-end-directed microtubule motor activity; ATP binding. Gene Ontology annotation, biological process: microtubule-based movement. Lineage: Eukaryota; Fungi; Mucoromycota; Mucoromycetes; Mucorales; Cunninghamellaceae. The coding region runs from base 39 to 2495 and encodes 818 amino acids. The transcript has 12 exons.